AUGAGGCACAGAGGCAUGUCGUCUGGUUUGCGGAGGAUCAACACAACUCCGAAGGCCGAUGACAAGGCCGUGCACCGCAGCAGCUCUGACGCCCAAGCCGCUGGCGCACCUUGGAGGCCCAUGGCAGGUCGCCGAUGGCAGGCCGGCUGGGGUGUGGCCGUGGCUGUCUGGGCAGUGGCGGUGCUGGUUUGCGGCCCCGCCAGGUGCCCUGGAGCUGCUGUUGGCGCCGUCGAGGGCCUGAAAGGCCCAUCAGUGGGGCGGGCAGCUGUGCCUGGAAGGCUCAAUGUCCGUGGCGGGACGCCCAGCACGUCCAGCAAAAAGCGGCGGGGCUGCGUGUGCAGGGGCGUGAAACAGCCAUGCUUCGGGUUUGAGGGCGACCAGCGGCCCUCCUGCUGCGCCAAGUGCAAGUCGGAGGGCAUGGUUGACAUCAAACAUCCAAGAUGCACCUGUGGCAGAGCACGGCCCUAUUUCGGUAUGCCAAAGGAUGCGCGAGCCUCCUGCUGCGCCAAGUGCAAGUUGGAGGGCAUGGUUGACAUCAAAAGUCGGAGAUGCAACUGUGGCCAAGCACAGCCUUCUUUCGGGAUGCCAGACAAUGCGCGGUCCUCCUGCUGCUCCAAGUGCAAGCUGGAGGGCAUGGUUGACAUCAAAAGUCGGAGAUGCAACUGUGGCAGAGCAGUUCCAAGUUUUGGGAUGCCAGAGGAUGCACGGGCCUCUUGCUGCACGAAGUGCAAAUUGGAGGGCAUGGUUGACAUCAGAAAUCGGAGAUGCAACUGUGGCAGAGCACAGCCUGCUUUCGGGAUGCUAGAGGAUGCGCGGCCCUCCCGUUGUGCCGAGUGCAAGCUGGAGGGCAUGGUUGACAUCAAAAAUCCAAAGUGCUCCGUUUGCGGGACACGCGCGGAGUAUCCAGAUGCAGCUGGCGUUCCGCGGCAGCUUUGUGCAACACACUCUGCUGAAGUCGGUGCGCAUGUGCUGUCCUCACCAUCCUGGUCGCGGGCUGCAAGUGAUUGUUUGGAUCUUUUGGAGGAAGAACAAGGCUUUAACUAUCGGUUUCGUCGCAGGUUUGACGAAGAAGCCGGCGCAUGGUCUGGGGAGGAGUUUGCCGGCUUGGUUCCAGAUAGAGCGUUUCGGCCUGAUGCACAUGACCCGCAGCGGCGUGAGAUCGUGGAGUUUCUCGGGAAUUACUACCACGGCUUCCCUCCGAAACAUCCGCAGCAUCUCAGCUUCGCUUGCGUGGGCGGAAAGACGUCCCCGGAGCUCCAUCGCGAGACCUUCGAGCGCCUGGACCUCUUCCUGGAGCAAAAUCUGCGCGUCUUCUACGUCUGGGAGCACGAGUUCACCGAGUGGCAGAAGCUGGCAGCUACCGGCGAGGCGCCGCCCAUCUCUCGGAUCCUGCGCCGACACACCAAGCGCAGCUCGAAGGAGUAUGGUCCAAAAAUCCAAAGACUGUGCACUGCAGCCGCUCGGACACCAAAGCCGCUGGCGCACCUUGGAGGCCUAUGGCAGGUCGCAGGUGGCAGGCCGGCGGUGCGGCCAUGGCUGCCUGGGCAGUGGCGGUGCUGGUUUGCGGCACCAGGUGCCCUGGAGCUGCUGUUGGCGCCGUCGAUGGCCUGA
This is a messenger RNA of Effrenium voratum, 1611 nucleotides long. Lineage: Eukaryota; Dinophyceae; Suessiales; Symbiodiniaceae. The record is from the annotation of a GenBank genome assembly.